Anolis sagrei ordinatus is the source of this 6779-nucleotide messenger RNA. NCBI's taxonomy places the organism in Eukaryota, Metazoa, Chordata, Lepidosauria, Squamata, Anolidae. The record is from RefSeq and is a predicted model, not a curated record.
CUCUCUCUCUCUCUCACACACACAUACACACUCCUAAGAUCGGUUACAAAAGUCGCCCGACAGCCGGCGUAGCUGGGUCUCCCCUCGCUCUUUUGCUCUCCUUCCUCCCUUCUCCACCCAUCCCUUUCCCUCCCCGUCUCCUCCCCUCCUUCCAUAAAGCUGCCUGUGGCUCGCCGUGGGAAGAGAGAGAGAGAGAGAGAGAGCGAAAGCAGCGGCGGGAGGAGGCUGUGCUCGACCUCUUGUUUCUCUAUCUCUCCCUUUUUUAAACUUUCCCCCUCCUGACCGGCCUCGCCAGUCUUCUCCUGCCUGCCUGCCCUCCCUGCCCUCCCUUUGGCACUUGUGGGAGAUCGGGAAGAUGGCUCCUGGCGUCGGCUGGGGGCUCUUCAUCGCCUUCGGCCUGACCCUCGGACAGAUCUGGGUCGUCAGCCCCGUCUCGGCGGAAGGGCCUUUCCCGUCGGCCACUACGAUAAAGCGGUGGGUGGAUAAGAUGCAAGAAGACCUAGUGAGGCUGGUGAGAACAGCAAGUGGGGUGGAUGAACUUGCUAAAAUAUAUCAGGAAAAGCGAGAAUUAUACACCAUAGAAGCCAAUAAUGCACAGCAGCUAGUGGAAAGUGCAGCCCGCGAUAUUGAAAAGCUCCUGAGUAACAGAUCAACAGCUCUGGUGCGACUCGCUGAAGCAGCAGAAAGAUUUCAGAAAGAACAUCAGUGGCAGGAUGAGUUUGCGGCUAAUGAUAUUGUCUACUAUAAUGCAAAGGAUGACCUCAAUGAGUAUGGAAGAAAUGAGAGUGAAACCGGCAGUCAGAGAAUCAAACCAGUAUUUGAAGAGGAUCCAGUUUUUGGCCGGCAAACAUCCUACCAGCAUGCUGCAGUCCACAUACCAACAGAUAUAUAUGAUGGCUCUACAAUAGUAUUGAAUGAAUUGAACUGGACGGGUGCCUUAGAUGAAGUCUUCAAAAAGAAUAGAGAGGAAGAUCAAUCCUUGCUUUGGCAAGUUUUUGGCAGUGCAACUGGCCUGGCAAGAUACUACCCAGCAUCCCCAUGGGUGGACAAAAGUCGCACUCAGAACAAGAUUGACCUGUAUGAUGUCCGUAGAAGACCAUGGUAUAUCCAAGGGGCUGCAUCUCCCAAAGACAUGCUCAUUCUAGUUGAUGCGAGUGGCAGUGUUAGUGGACUGACACUGAAGUUAAUCCGAACAUCUGUCAUUGAAAUGUUAGAAACCUUGUCCGAUGAUGAUUUUGUGAAUGUAGUUUCGUUCAAUGAAAACGCUCAGAAUGUCAGUUGUUUCAACCACCUUGUACAAGCGAAUGUAAGAAACAAGAAGAAGUUAAAAGAAGCUGUUUAUAAAAUCCAGGCAAAAGGAAUAACUGAUUACAAAAAAGGCUUUAGUUAUGCAUUUGAACAGCUGCUAAAUCACAAUCACAGUGUCUUCAGAGCCAACUGCAACAAGAUUAUAAUGUUAUUCACUGAUGGUGGAGAAGAAAAAGCACAAGAGAUCUUCGAUAAAUACAACGUGGAAAAAAAAGUCCGUGUCUUUACAUUUUCUGUUGGUCAGCACAAUUAUGACAAGGGACCCAUACAAUGGAUGGCCUGUGCAAAUAAAGGUUACUACUAUGAAAUCCCUUCCAUUGGUGCCAUAAGAAUAAACACACAGGAAUACUUGGAUGUUUUAGGGAGACCCAUGGUUUUGGCUGGAAAAAAAGCUAAACAAGUCCAGUGGACCAAUGUUUACUUGGAUGCACUGGAACUUGGUUUAGUCAUUUCCGGAACUUUGCCUGUCUUCAAUUUGACAGUAGACCAAAACAACAAACAGAACCAACUCAUACUUGGAGUAAUGGGAGUUGAUGUAUCACUAGAAGAAAUUAAAAAGCUGACUCCUCGAUUUACAUUAUGUCCGAAUGGUUAUUAUUUUGCAAUUGACCCCAAUGGUUACGUGUUGCUUCACCCAAAUCUUCAACCAAAGGAAUGGGACAUGGACUGCAAUACUACUUUUGCCACCACAAUGCCUUCAUGCAUGCUGCCUGGGUAUGAUCCUUCUAAAGCCAUUCCACUGCAUAAUCCCAAAUCUCAGGAGCCAGUGACACUGGAUUUUCUGGAUGCAGAGCUAGAAAACGAUAUUAAAGUUGAGAUUCGGAAAAAAAUGAUAGAUGGAGAAAGUGGGUAUCGGACAUUUAGGACACUGGUGAAAUCUCAGGAUGAACGCUACAUUGACAAAGGAAACAGAACAUACACUUGGACGGCUGUAAAUGGUACUGAUUACAGCUUGGCCUUGGUAUUACCAUCCUACAGUUUUUACUAUAUUAAAGCCAACCUAAAUGAAGCACUACUUCAGGCUAGAUUUACUGAAACUCUGAAGCUAGAUCGCUUUGAUGAAUUUGGAUACACAUUUUUAGCACCAAGAGAAUACUGUGGUCCUGUGAAAAUAACUGACAACAACACAGCAUUUCUUCUGAAUUUCAGUGAAUAUAUUGAUAGGUAUACACCACAAAGUACUUUGUGCAAUGAUAUGGUUAUGAGAGCUUUGCUGGAUGCAGGAUUUACAAGUGAACUUGUUCAGAAUUACUGGAGUAAGCAGGACCUUGAAGGAAUCACAGCACGUUUUGUAGUUACUGAUGGAGGAAUCACAAGAGUGUAUCCCAAAAGUGCAGGUGAAUAUUGGACAGAAAAUGCUGAAACAUAUGAACAGAGUUUCUACAAGAGAAGCUUGGAUAAUGAAAACUAUGUCUUUACAGCUCCCUUCUAUAAUAGAAGUAUAUAUGAAGAUGGUAUUAUGGUAAGCAAGGCUGUGCAAAUAGAUAUCAAUGGAAAACUUCUAAAGCCUGCAGUUGUUGGAGUGAAAAUAAAUGUAACCACCUGGAUGGAUAAUUUCACCAAGAUCACCACAAAGAAUCAGAUUCAGUGCAAAAGCGAACUGUGUGGAUGUGAAAAAAAUAGUGUGCAUGUUGACUGUGUAAUCCUUGAUGAUGGGGGAUUUCUUUUGAUGACAAAUCAGGAAGAUUAUAUUCCAGAGAUUGGAAAAUUCUUUGGUGAGAUUGAUCCAGGCCUGAUGCGCAAUCUCAUUAAUAUGUCUUUAUAUGCCUUCAACAAGUCUUACGAUUAUCAGUCUCAGUGUGAUCCAGAAGAAGAGCCAAGGCAAGGAGCUGGACUCCGAUCUGUCAAUGUGCCUACAAUAGCAGAGAUUUUACAUCUGGGGUGGUGGGCUUCUGCAGCUGCAUGGUCUAUCUUGCAGCAGCUCUUUUUGGGCCUGACAUUUCCACGUCUUCUUGGUGCAGUUGAAGUAGAAGAUGAAGACCUGAGUGCCAGCCCAUCAAAACAGAGCUGCAUAACUGUACAAACACAGUAUUUCUUUGGAAAUGACGAUAAAUCAUUCAAUGGUAUCCUAGACUGUGUAAACUGCUCCAGACUUUUUCAUGCAGAGAAAAUUUCUAAUACAAAUUUAGUAUUCAUAAUGAGUGACAGCAAAGAUAUGUGCUCUCAUUGUGAUGCCAGGCCACUGAUGCAAGCUGAAAAGCCAGAUGAAGGACCUAACCCCUGUGAAAUGGUGAAACAACCCAGAUACAGGAAAGGACCUGAAGUCUGCUUUGAUAAUGAUGCUAAAGAUCAGCCUAUAUGCACAACGAGUCGUGCCUCUUCCAUGAUGUCCGCUCCUCUCUUCAUUUUUCUGCAAGUGUUCAUGUGGUGUGGAUGGAGGAUUCAACAGACUGUGGUGGGGUCUCUGGCCUGAGCCCAUCACUAUGGUCUAUGGUAGGAAUCCAGAUUAUCCUGUUCUGGCUGUUAUCUGGCAGUAGACAUUGCCAGUUAUGACCAUGUUGAAACCAAAAUCUGCCUAAUAAAGAAGCCUAUCAUUUCAUUUGGAAAAAAGAAGGGGGUUCAUUCUGUUCAGACAACAGAUAAAUGGCAGUGUCCAUAAAGUGAUAUUCUUUUUUGGAAUAACUCUGAAGGCACCCACUGUGGCUGCAUGUUGGCGUGUCAGAUCCGUAGAUGUGUGUGAAUGCUGCAUUCAUCUAGGCCACUGGAACUGAAUUCUAUAUGUGCUUCAUUGAGAAAUUGUUGUAGUUUUGAAGACUUUUAAGUGAAAAGGGCUUCCCUUUAAAAGGUUACACAACUUUUAUUUAUUUGAUCUUAGUUUUGAAUAUGUUUCAUUCUUUAUGUAAUAGUUUUUUAAGAGUGGCGGAAAUCCUAUCAUUUCCUUAGCCCUCUUAUUGUGAGUAUUUCAUGCCUCCUUUCAAACUUAGUUAUGUCCAGAUCAUGGACUUUAGUUUCUAAAAGAAUAAUUUCAUUCUGGCUAUCCCAGGGGUUUCCUAACAUGUGAAGUUGGCUGGGCACAUUCAUAAUUUUGCAGAAGUAUUAUUGGCCUCAUCACAAAAUAAUUGUCAUGUGGCACGUCUGUUCACAAAUUGAUGGCCACAGUAGUUGUGGCCAGCUACAAAAACUAUUCAUUUCAAAGAAGGGUGAAGUGUACUUAAAAACAAAUAAGCUAUUGCUGGUUGUAGUAGUGGUAUGUCUGAGAACAAAAAAGUAGACCAUACCUUCAAACUCAUUAAUUGAAAGGUCACCCGAAAUAGAGAUUCCUUAAACACUGUCUAAGCUCAUAAGCAACCAGGCCUCCUUUUUCUUUCACCCACAAUUUCAAUUUUAACAGGCAUGAGGAGCCAAGUGCUACCUUCCAACUAUCAUCUGCAUUUUCUGCAAAUGCCUGUGCACCUAUGUGGAGCCCAGAGGGGCAUUCUGGAUAAGUGAUGAUGAAGACUGGUGCUUAGCUUUGCAGGACAUGGAAGCUGCCAGGUUUCAAAAAGCUUUAAAACUAAGGGAGACUUCAGGGUGCUUUGUGGGCACCAAGAGACCUGCAAAUUCUGCAUUGGGGUCUCCAGGGCUAGCCAGCUACAGAGAUUCUCUGAAACAUAAAAUGCCUUAUUCUGAGUGAUUUUUUUCUCCUCUCUGUAAAUUACGACAAAUGGGCAAGCAGCUAAGUUUGAGUAGGUUUGUGAUAUUUUGUGUGUGUGAAUUUUUAUAUUGCAAAAACGUGUCAAUGAGAAAAAGAAAAAGAGACAUAGCAUAAUUUAUCAAUGGAAAGUUUGUUGAGAAUUUCAUACUUCAACAGGAAAAAUGGUAUCUGUUCUCUACUGCACAAUUGUCAAUGUCUAUGCCAUGGUCCCUGUUCUCAGAACAGUUCCUUAUCACUAAGUUGUCCAAAAUGUUCAGACACAAAGUUUGUGAGUAAAAAAUGUCUUUGUGAAUAUUGAACAUUGGUUGCCAAGGGUAUUUUGCAUGAUGAUGAAGUUGCUGCUUUGCUGUCUCUUUCAGUUUGGUUAUUUUCUCCUUUUCCCUUUAGAUGGUUGACUAUAGUUUAUUUCAAAGGUAACUGAGUGAUUGUUUUGUUGUGUGAGAAACCAAAUAUUGCAAUGUGAUGCCAUUUUAAUCUUAAGUGAUAUACUGUUAAAACAGAUAUCUGAAUAUACUGUGCAACAUAAAAACUGAAAAGGGGUAUAGUACAUUUAGUUGCUGCACAAAUAGGAAGAGAUGGGUUUUAUGCCAGUGAAAAGAAAUGCCAGAAAUUGUGUCUACAGAUAUUUUAAGUAAAUGAAAUCAAAUUAUAGCUCUUUCUUUUUGAAGAGUGUAUAUGCUCAAAUUUGUAACUCGUGGAUUUUGUUGCUGUUGUUUCUUUCUAUUACAAUUAGUUAUAAAGUAUCCGACCCCUCUAUUUUUUUAGUAAAAAAAAUAGCAAGCUGGAAAGCCCAGAAUUUACUGAAAUGAUAUCAAAAUCUGAAGAAAUGGGGAGCCUUGAAUCUAUAUGUAUGUACAGUGAUACUUGAUUAUGAAUAAUAAUAAAUCCAUGUUUUAUAUAAACCUAGUAAUUAUUCAGAGCAGUAAAGUCAUUAUAAGUUUACAGUAUAGAAUAGCAUAGAAACAAGAUAGAAUAAUUUUGUUCCAAUCCCAUUUUCACUAGACUAGCCAGUAUUGCAAGACAACUAAAUAAAUAAAUGUGCAACUUCGCUGCGGUCAAUUCACCCUACAGAAUUAUAGCACUGUUAUUCCACUUUAACUUUCAUGGUUCCAUCUUCUGGAAUCUUGGGGUUGCCAGUUUAGGAACUUGCAGUUAAAUUUCUCAGAGAGCUCUAGUAUAUAACAAAGCUCCAGGAUUCCAUAGGAUAGAACAAUGGUAGUUAAAGUGAAAUAAUCGCACCAUACUUCUCUAGUGUGAAAGAGCCUCAGGAGAAGAGAGGAAAAUAUUUAAAACCACUAUGCUGAUAAAUGACUUCCAUCUAAUGUUAUGUUCCAAGUUUUGUUCCAAUUUUAGGAGGAUAAUUUGGGAGUGCAUUAACAUUUUUUUUAAAAAAAUCACAUUUUUACACAAAUAUAAAGUUUUAUUUUCUAGUUUUUCCUAGGUCUGAUUUUUUUCCCUUUCCACCAGCAAAUUUCCGCAAUAGCUGUUAAAAAUCAAGAGUACAGAAAAACGAGAUUUUGUGUGAAGUUGCUUAACUCUUUUGUAAGGCCAUGUAGGUCUAGGUAUAGAUUCAAGGGAUUCUGCAUAAGCAAUGUCUCGCUAACAUGUUUCAAAAUGGUGGAAUAAAAAUGACUCAGGAGGAUUACAUUCAGAUUUGGGAUGUUUUCCUUACCAAUUAGAAUUCUUUUUAUGAAGAUGGUACAUGUAAGGGAGUGUAUUGACUGUGCAUUUAUUUGUGUUUUAAUUUCAGUAAUUUAAGACUAGUGAUUAAUUAACGCUGUGCUCCUUUAGCUUUUGUUCCCAAAGCAAAUAAAGUAGAAUUGUGGUAUUGCCUAAA